Aegilops tauschii subsp. strangulata is the source of this 3838-nucleotide messenger RNA. Its product is annotated as anaphase-promoting complex subunit 6. Lineage: Eukaryota; Viridiplantae; Streptophyta; Magnoliopsida; Poales; Poaceae. Gene Ontology annotation, biological process: cell division; positive regulation of mitotic metaphase/anaphase transition; anaphase-promoting complex-dependent catabolic process. Gene Ontology annotation, cellular component: cytoplasm; anaphase-promoting complex. The record is from RefSeq and is a predicted model, not a curated record. Gene Ontology annotation, molecular function: protein binding.
CUUUCUUCCGCCUUCAUUCAUCAAAAAAUAAAUAGGAAUUCUUCAUUUUCUUUCUUUUCAAGAUCAAUCCUUCGUUCUCUUUUAAGGAACCACACUUGCGAACCCUAGUUCGAAUGUUGGAUACAAAAUUCGGUUUCCCUCCCUCCUCCCCCGCAGCCGCGCCCCCAUCCCGAGCCCCGGCCACAGGCGCAGCGCCGAAUCUCAAGCGGAGGAGGAGAGAGGGCGAGGGCGACGCCGGCGCCGACGCUGACAUGAGGGAGGAGGCGGUGGAGCGGCUGCGCGGGGUGGUGCGGGACAGCGUCGGGAAGCACCUCUACACGUCCGCCAUCUUCCUCGCGGACAAGGUGGCCGCGGCCACGGGCGACCCCGCCGACGUCUACAUGCUCGCGCAGGCGCUCUUCCUCGGCCGCCACUUCCGCCGCGCGCUCCACGUGCUCAACAACUCCCGCCUCCUUCGCGACCUGCGCUUCCGGUUCCUCGCCGCCAAGUGCCUCGAGGAAUUGAAAGAAUGGCAUCAGUGUCUGAUGAUGCUUGGUGAUGCCAAAGUUGACGAACAUGGCAAUGUUCUUGAUCAGGAUGAUGGCAGUGACAUCUAUUUUGAUAAGGACGCAGAAGAUCACGAGAUCAAUAUCAAAUCAGCUAUAUGUUUCUUACGUGGCAAGGCGUAUGAAGCACUGGAUAAUCGUGAUCUUGCUCGGCAAUGGUACAAGGCAGCAGUUAAAGUUGAUCCGUUAUGUUAUGAGGCUCUUGAAUGCCUUGUUGAUAACUACAUGUUAACGUGCGAGGAAGAAUCUGAGUUAUUGGCCUCUCUGAAAUUCGGGAAAGAAGACGGGUGGCUGUCAGCAUUCUACUCAUGUUUGAUUAGGAAGCAUGAAAAAGAAUAUGUAGUGGAAGCAAAAUUCAAGGAUCUUGAACGCGAAUCUUGCAGUAUUUCUCCAAGUUCUGGUCAAAUGAUGAAAAAUAACAUCGAUGUUUUGGCUUGCAAAGCUGAAUACUACCAUCAGAGUGGAGAAUACCAAAAAUGUUUUGAGCUCACAUCUGUUUUACUUGAAAGGGAUCCGUUUCAUUUAAAAUGCACAUUAGUGCAUUUGGCUGCUGCUAUGGAGCUUGGGCAUUCCAAUGAUCUUUAUCUCUUGUCAUGCAAUUUAGUGAAGGACUAUCCUCAAAAAGCUAUUUCCUGGUUUGCUGUGGGGUGCUAUUACUACUGCAUUAAGAAGUAUGAUCAAGCUAGGAGAUACUUUGGCAAAGCUACAGGGUUAGAUGGCACAUUCCCUCCUGCUUGGUUUGGUACUGGUAUUGCUUAUGCUGCUCAAGAGGAGGGUGACCAGGCAAUGGCUGCAUUUAGGACAGCAGCUAGACUAUUUCCUGGAUGUCAUCUCCCAACUUUAUACAUGGGUAUGCAAUACGUGCGAAUGCAUAAUUUCAAACUUGCGGAGCAGUUCUUCAUGCAAGCGAAGUCCAUUUGUCCAUCUGAUCCACUUAUAUAUAACGAGCUGGGUGUUGUAGCUUAUAAUAUGAAAGAGUAUCAAAAUGCAGUUCAGUGGUUUGAGUUAACACUGACUCAUACUUCAUCGUCCCCAAAUGAAAUGUGGGAACCAACAAUGGUGAAUCUUGGACACACACUGCGGAAACUGAACUGAACUAGAGACUUGCCAAGACCAAUCUCACUUACAUGCUUCAUUGGUCAUUGCAACUAUAUGCAACAACAACAACAACAACAACAACAACAACAACAACAACAACAACAACAACAACAACAGCAACAACGCCUUUAGUCCCAAACAAGUUGGGGCGUCAUUAUAUGCAUGUGGACAGAAAAAUGCAAGGACAUGUAAAAUGAAGUGUUGUAUUUAGUUGACACAUCAGCAGUUGCUCUGUAAACGUCUUGAUCCUGUUGUUGCAGCCCUAGACUAGCUCUGGACGAAGGUAGAAGAAGCACUUUUUCUGGCGACCAACGCCCUGGCGCUACAACGCCCCGGUGUUCAAAGGCCCUGGUUUUUCAUUGUUCAACUAGCCACAACCGCACGCUACAAACAUGAACAGCCCAGCCGGCUUUGUAGUGCAGCAGCUACGCAGCGCCCAAGUUUCCACCGUGCAUGCACCCACGCACACCUAGCUACUGCAUGUGAACGAUCCGCUCGGCCAGCGCGCACGACGCGCACAGCGCGCAUGACUCGGCCAGCUCCACAUCGCUCCUAACAGCUAACUACUACAACCAACUAGCUAGCUAACACACACACGCACGCACACGGGCCAUACACUGCCCAUACACACAUGCCACGCCACUGCGUCCCACACGUCCCGCCCGUCCCGCGCGUCACCGACACGCCCGACGAGCCCGACGGCACCAGUGUGUCCCGCCCGUCCCGCGCGCGCACGACGCUCCCGACGAGCCCGACCACACACGCUGUGGCUUAUUCCAACACACACCCCCUAAGCCACGGCCUACAGCAGGUGAGUCCAUCGUCGUCGAUGUCGCCAUGGCCGCUCCUACGGCCUCCUCGACGCUUGACGCUGCCUCCAUGACGCCACGCCCUGCACGCCCCGGCUCGCGCACACGAUCACGCACUGACGUGAUCGACGCGGCUGCCCUGCGCUCCGCUGGACGCGUUCUCCCCCGGUGAUCCGCACGCCCGUACGCGCGCCCGCGGCCCCGACGCGCCCGACGCGUCCAGUGCGCACCCAUAACACGCACCGGUCGCGCCCGGCUCGCCGCCGCGCCUUAUUGCCCUGCACCGCUGCGGCCUCAACCGCAGCGCAGCGCCUCCACGGUCGUCGCGCCGAGCUGCCGCGGCCUCUGCGACACCACGCAGGUCCUCCGCGACCUCCUCGUCUCCGCGACCGCCGUUGCUCGUCGCGUGCACGGCAUCACGCCACACCGCCGUGGACUCGCCGCGCGUUGCCGACGCCACGCGCUCGCCGCGUGCCCGGCAUCACGCCCCACCGCCGUGGACUCGCCGCGCGUUGCCGACGCCACGCGCUCGCCGCGCGCCGUUGCCAAGACCUUCAUGUCCGCCGCGCACCACGCGUGCCGCCGCACGCCACGGCCGCCCCUCGAACCCGGUCGCUCUGAUGCCAAUUGUUGUUGCAGCCCUAGACUAGCUCUGGACGAAGGUAGAAGAAGCACUUUUUCUGGCGACCAACGCCCCGGCGCUACAAUGCCCCGGCGUUCAAACGCCCUGGUUUUUCAUUGUUCAACUAGCCACAACCGCACACUACAAACAUGAACAGCCCAGCCGGCUUUGUAGUGCAGCAGCUACGCAGCGCCCAAGUUUCCACCGUGCAUGCACCCACGCACACCUAGCUACUGCAUGUGAGCGAUCCGCUCGGCCAGCGUGCACGCGCGCGCAUGACUCGGCCAGCUCCACAUCGCUCCUAACAGCUAACUACCACAACCAACUAGCUAGCUAACACACACACGCACGCACACGGGCCAUACACUGCCCAUACACACACGCCACGCCGCUGCGUCCCACACGUCCCGCCCGUCCCGCGCGUCACCGACACGCCCGACGAACCCGACGAGCCCGACGGCACCAGUGUGUCCCGCACGCGCCCAACGCGCCCGACGAGCCCGACCACACACGCCGUGGCUUAUUCCAACAGAUCCUAAGCGGUCGAGUCUUAAAAAGAGGUUGGAGUGGAUGUUCAAAUUCCUAUGGAAGGCAUAGGAAUCCAUUCUAUAUGAAUUUGGGUGUCAUCAUUCCUUUGAUCCCAUGGCAAUAAAAGGGGGCAGCCCCAGUGCAUGUAGCUCCCGCUUGCGCAGGGUCUGGGGAAGGGUCCGACCACUUUGGGUCUAUUGUACGCAGCCUUUCCCUACAUUUCUGCAAGAGGCUGU